This is a messenger RNA of Dentiscutata heterogama, 747 nucleotides long. The record is from the annotation of a GenBank genome assembly. NCBI's taxonomy places the organism in Eukaryota, Fungi, Glomeromycota, Glomeromycetes, Diversisporales, Gigasporaceae.
AUGCAAAUUAAAGGGUUGCCGCAAGUGUACGAGCAAUAUGACACGACGUUUGAAGUAGAGAACUCUCAAAAUAGUGAUGGUUUUUCUGUCAUAUCAAGCGUCGAUCAAAGUACGACUUCCAGUCGCUCUAAUAGUCCACCAAUUCAGAUUAAUAAUUCUCAAUCAAAAACCGAUUUUUUACAAGAGUUAAACUACAUUAAUGUUCAACGCACGGAAGAUGAUAAAAGUUCGAUUCCUAAAAACGAUGAUCAAGAUGAAAGUUCGAUUCCUAAAAAUAAUGAUCAAGCUGCGAUCCAUACCCAAAAUAUAAAUGUUACGCAUUCCUCAUCUACAUCACAGGAUGGUCAACUUACGAAUUCAGAUAAUUUUUCCGGCGAAGAAACUGGAUCUUCGUCUCGUGCUAAUAAUUCGCCUACUGGACUAAAUGAUGACCCGUCUAAUUAUUUCGAUGAUAUGACGGAAAUUUUAUCUGAAUUAGACAAGAAUCAGAACGAAGAAGUGCAAUCCCCUACUACAGAUCAGGUUGACGAUCAAUUUCUAAAAACAACUGACAAGUCACGCACCCAAGAGAACGUAGACGUUGAUUAUAAGAAACAUAUUCGUGCUGCUAUCGAAAGUCAUAAAUAUUAUAAAAAUGAUCCAAGCAUUAAUAUUACAUAUGGGAAAGAUCUUUCUGAAUAUAUUCCUGGCUUGUAUCGUUUAUUGGAUUUGUGUAAAGAUGAUGGUUCAAAUGGUCUUGGUAUUUAA